Messenger RNA from Centropristis striata (black sea bass), 1332 nucleotides. RefSeq lists its product as uncharacterized. Gene Ontology annotation, biological process: microtubule-based movement. Gene Ontology annotation, molecular function: ATP binding; microtubule motor activity; microtubule binding. The transcript is spliced from 7 exons. Lineage: Eukaryota; Metazoa; Chordata; Actinopteri; Perciformes; Serranidae. Bases 275 to 1108 code for a protein of 277 amino acids. The record is from RefSeq and is a predicted model, not a curated record.
UAAGGGGGCAAUCACACCGUAAAGCUUUGGUGACCCCUAGUGAGGGUUGGAAUCUCAAGGUCGGAAAUCAGUGGUUUAUAGUACAAAUUUGUGCCAAUUGAGCCUGAAGUAAAAGUAAAGUUGUCUGUGGCCACAGUACAGAUGUUUAAAUGCUGUCAGAUCAGCAGUUUUUAGGAGAAUUUGUUUCUCCCACAGGCUGAUCCAGUCGGCUAUUGAUGGUUACAACGUCUGCAUCUUUGCAUACGGCCAGACGGGCACAGGGAAGACCUUCACCAUGGUGGGGGACAAGGAGCAGAAGAACCCCGGGAUCAUGCCGAGAUCUUUUAAUGCUAUUUUUGAUAUCAUACGGGAGAGCAGCUCCAAAUUCGACUUUAAGGUUUCGGCCUAUAUGCUGGAGCUGUACAACGACAGGCUGCAGGACCUCUUUGUGAGCCCGGCCGGUGAGGCCCAUGCGCAGCCCCAGUCUCAUGGCCAGGCCAGGCGGGUGGAGAUCAAGAGGAACAGAAAGGGGGUUGUGUUCGCCCAAGGAGCAGAGACAAAGGAGGCUUCCAGUGCUCAGGAGCUCUACGCUCUGUUCCAGCAGGCCUGCGCCAACCGACACAUCUCUGCCACCAAGAUGAAUGUGGAGAGUUCGCGCUCCCAUCUCAUUGUCUGCAUCAUGGUGGAGAGCAGGAAUCUGACCAACGGCAGCGUGAGCACUGGGAAGCUGAGCCUCGUGGACCUGGCAGGCAGUGAGAGGGCAGCCAAGACUGGAGCCAAGGACCACCAGCUGAAGGAGGCCAACUCCAUUAACAAGUCUCUGAGUGCUCUGGGUGAUGUGAUCUCAGCAUUGUCAGCUGACCUACCCCAUGUACCGUACAGGAACAGCAAACUGACACAGGUGAUGCAGGACUCUCUAGGUGGAAAUGCUAAAACCCUCAUGAUCGUCAACAUCUCCCCUUCAGAAUCCAACCUCGAUGAGACGCUCACAUCUCUCAUUUAUGCAACAAGAGUGAAGGCCAUAACCAACAAUGCUCAGAGGAAUGUGGAGAGCAAAGAGAUUGCACAGCUGAAAGAGGUAAUCGUGAAGCUGAGGUCAGGACAGACAGUGGAGGAGGAGGACAUCUGAACUAAGGAUUACCUCAGAGUUCAUCGUUCAGGAGGUUUUAACCGGAAGCCAAGUUAUCCACAGGGUUCUCCUCAUCUGCAAACAAACAGACCCUGUGAUUAAAAAUAGUAAAACCAAUGAAUAAAGUAGUUUUAUCUUAAGGGUCACUGUUUCUCUGGUUGCUUUUGACGGACAAAGGGCGUCCUGGAGGCCAUUUUUCCCCCUACGUUGGUUAAAGCAUAAAA